AUGGCCUCUGCUUGGACAGCGCAUCCCCGGGCCGUAGCGGCAGUCGCUGUUUCAGUGGUCUUUGAGACCCUGGCUGUAAUCGCCAUGAUUCUGCGUUUCUACUCGCAUCGUUUGCGGAAGCGGAGGGUUGCGGCGCAUGAUUGGGCUACGGUUGUUGCGUUGAUCUUUUCCACUGGCUGCGUGGCUCUUGUGAUUACCGCGGUAGCCAUUGGAGGGCUAGGGCAACACACCUGGGAGCUUUCCAACCCGACGGUCCAGUUACUACACUUUGCAAAGAUCUAUGUCGCCAAUUCCCCCGUCUGGGCAGGCGCAAUCAGCGCCGUCAAGGUGUCGAUUGUCCUUUUGUACAUUAGUCUCUUUGGCAACGACCCUGCUAUCCGAUACUGCUGCUAUACAUUGAUCGGCGUGCAAGUGCUCUGGGGAAUCGCCGUCAUACUGUCCUCUUUGCUGCUAUGCCAGCCCCUGCGGAUAAACUGGGACCCCACUGUGGACGGCCACUGCGGCAGCACUAAGGCUACAUAUCUUGCUCUGCACAUUAUCAAUCUAAUCCUGGACGUGACAGUCGGCCUUCUCCCUGUGCCGGUACUAUGGAAACUACAGAUGAGGCGGCGGAAGAAGAUCGAGCUGGCGCUGAUGUUUUCGCUGGGAAUAGCGAUCUGCAUAAUCACCAUCUUCCGCAUCAACAUGAUCAACGACCUUGUCAGCACCGACCUCACAUACACCACGGCGCCCCUGAUGAUCUUCACAAUCCUCGAGCCCCUCCUCGGAAUCAUCCUCGCCUGCCUGCCGCUGCUCCGUCCGGUAUUCGAGCGCGUCUCCGCCUUCCGGACCUUGCAUAGCAGUCAAGCCAGCGGUGGCAGCGGCACACCGAUACCGCAGUUGUCUGGGCAAUCCCGCGAGUCCAAGGCCAGGACCGAGCACUACGUGAAGAUGCGUCCCUCGACUUCAACUGCGGGAUCUGCGCAUGCCCUCAACAGCACCGCCGCUAAUCAAGGGCGUGGGUAUGAACUUGACGAGGUGAAGCGCUUGUCAGACCGGGAUCAGCCGUCUAUUGUUGUUACGAAUACGUGGGACGUGGAGGCGGGGCCGUAUAGUCCAAGGGGGUUGAAGCCGGGCAGCGCGGCUAGAGACCUUGAUCGGCCGGAUAAUGGGACUUUUUAG
This is a messenger RNA of Aspergillus mulundensis, 1161 nucleotides long. RefSeq lists its product as uncharacterized. The transcript has 5 exons. The record is from RefSeq and is a predicted model, not a curated record. Lineage: Eukaryota; Fungi; Ascomycota; Eurotiomycetes; Eurotiales; Aspergillaceae. The coding region runs from base 1 to 1161 and encodes 386 amino acids.